Gossypium arboreum is the source of this 870-nucleotide messenger RNA. RefSeq lists its product as uncharacterized. Lineage: Eukaryota; Viridiplantae; Streptophyta; Magnoliopsida; Malvales; Malvaceae. Bases 1 to 870 code for a protein of 289 amino acids. The record is from RefSeq and is a predicted model, not a curated record. The transcript is spliced from 5 exons.
AUGCCUUUUGGUCUGACGAAUGCUUUAACUGCAUUCAUGGAUCUGAUGAACCGAGUUUUUCAACCAUAUCUGGAUGAGCAUGAUGUGCAUCUUAAAGUAGUGCUUCAAAUACUCCGUGAGAAACAACUCUACGCUAAGUUGAGCAAGUGUAAGUUCUGGUUACAUGAGAUUGAGUUGCUCAAAGAUUAUGACUACACGAUCGAGUAUCAUCUUGGUAAUGCCAAUGUGGUAGCCGAUGCUCUCAGUCGUAGAGCUAUGUCUGAUUUGAGAGCGAUGUUCGCUCGCCUUAGUCUGUUUGAUGAUGGGAGUCAGAUCUAUGUGUCGAAUGAUCCUGAUUUGAGGCAGUUGAUUCUGAGGGAGGCACAUAGUAGCCCUUACUCUAUGCAUGCCAGUGGUAAUAAGAUGUAUCGAAACCUCCGUGAACUAUAUUGGUGGUUGGGUUUAAAAUGUGAGGCUACGGAUUUUGUCGUUGGAUGUCUGACGUGCCAGCAAGUUAAGGCUAAGCACCAGUUGCCUUCGAAGUUAGCGAAGCUCUAUAUCUUUAAGAUUGUAAAACUGCAUGGGGUUCCUAUUUUGAUAAUUUCUAAUAGAGAUCCUCGCUUUACUUCUCAGUUCUGGACGAAAUUGCAUGAGGCUCUGGGUUCAAGAUUGGACUUUAGUACUACAUUCCAUUCCAAUAUCGAUGGUCAAUAUAAGAAGUCUAGCAUCCAUAUGGCACCUUACAAGACUUUAUAUGGUCGUAAGUGUUGUACUGCACUAUGUUGGACUGAGUUGGGUGAACGUCGGGUUUUGGGUCCUGAAUUAGUUUCCAAGACUGAGGAUAAAGUUAGGCUGAUCCGAGAUUGUUUGAAGGCGGCUUCUGAGAGGUAG